Molecule: messenger RNA, 408 nt
Organism: Guillardia theta CCMP2712
Lineage: Eukaryota; Cryptophyceae; Pyrenomonadales; Geminigeraceae
Exons: 3
Source: RefSeq, a predicted model, not a curated record
CACACGCUGGCGGUGGAUGAUAACGGGGUACUGUAUGCGUGGGGGUGCGGGGAUAGCGGACGGACGGGGCUAUCGCAGCAACCGGCGAGCCGUACACUCCUCUCCCCCGUCCUACCACUCUGCAUCUCUGCGGGCCUUCCCGUCUCGCGCGUCUCGUGCGGCGACAGUCACACAGCCGCCAUCGUGGGGGAAGCAGGGUCGGCGACUGCCGAGCUGUGGACGUGGGGGAGGGGAGAGUCGUACCGACUGGGGCAUGGCAGCAAAGAGGACGAGAGGAGGCCUCGUAGGGUGGAGGAUCUUGACGAGAAGAGGGUGGUGGACGUCUCGUGCGGCUCCUCUCACACGGUCGUUGUGUGUGUGGAAGGAGACGUGUACGCGUGGGGUCAGAACGACAGCGGGCAGUGCGGC